Pristis pectinata (smalltooth sawfish) is the source of this 1949-nucleotide messenger RNA. Its product is annotated as histone H1, gonadal-like. NCBI's taxonomy places the organism in Eukaryota, Metazoa, Chordata, Chondrichthyes, Rhinopristiformes, Pristidae. Gene Ontology annotation, molecular function: protein binding. The transcript is spliced from 10 exons. Gene Ontology annotation, biological process: signal transduction. The coding region runs from base 167 to 1279 and encodes 370 amino acids. The record is from RefSeq and is a predicted model, not a curated record.
AUCAGCAACGCACCCAAUUGCUCCGGUUGACCACUCAUCAGCAACACAUCUAAUACAUUAUUUUGCCCCUGCCGCUGACAUUCGCACUGUUCUCCCACUCUGAGCCCUGGGGAACUUCAAGGAAACGAGGAAAACAGGACUCCGGAUCAAGGCAUAAAAGAGAAAUAUGUCGACAAAUCUUGUAACAGAUAAACAGCUGAUGAUCCUAGCUGGUAAAAUCGGAAACAAUUUCCAGUACUUAGCAAUAGGACAUCUAGGCUUUACCACACCUGAAUUUGAUCAAUUUAUGUCUGAGGCAGCUACUCAGCAGGAUAAAGUAUUUCGGAUGCUGUAUAAGUGGAAAUGUCGGCAAAAACGCCCAACAAUCACAAGUCUUAUACGGAUUCUGGAGAAAGCUAAAGUACAUCCUGAUGCAUUGGAAUAUCUGAAGAGUGAAUACAAUAAUGGGAAGAAGAUAAAGAAAAUCCAGUCUGUUAAUGCAAGAAAAAGAAAGGAGCCUUGUGAGUUGGAGAUUCCCAAGAGGAAAAUUAACAAGCCAGAAUCUUCUGCGGUGGUCAAAAACCUAUCGGAUUCUCAUGCAAAGGAGUUGGGGACAAGUUCAAGUUAUGAGCAUCCUUUGAAACAAAUGAAAAUCCAAAGCUAUAGCAAACAGGAGGGGGUGUCCGAGGCAAUAGUAUCCACGUUAGCGAAGAAGGAAGAUGCAGUCCAGCUAAAAUCCAAGGAGAAGAGUGCGGGAGGAAAAGGGAAACAAGGAAAGAUGCCAGUGACCAAGAAGCGCCCUGAAAAGAAACAAGAAGCAAAACCCAACCAGCCGGUCCAGGAAACUACAAGUGCAAAGAUGCCAGUGACCAAGAAGCGCCCUGAAAAGAAACAAGAAGCAAAACCCAACCAGCCGGUCCAGGAAACUACAAGUGCAAAGAUGCCAGUGACCAAGAAGCGCCCCAAAAAGAAACAAGAAGCAAAACCCAACCAGCCGGUCCAGGAAACUACAAGUGCAAUAAAGAAAGUCAAGAAAAUAACUGCAAAAGCAAAGCCCCCAAAGAAGAAGCUAAUUAGCACUCAGAUCUCGGACAGUUUGCAGAUGAAAGAUCUGUUCAAGCAGAAGAAUUUAUCCCUAAAAUCCAAGGAGGAGAGUGUGCAAACAAAAAUUCAAAAAAAGAUGUCAGUGACCAAGAAGUGCCCUGAAAAGAAACAAGAAGCAAAACCCAAUCAGCCGGUCCAGGAAACUACAAGUGCAACAAAAUCAGAAAAAACAUUUGAAGUUGUCUUCCUUUCCUAGGUGAAACAGAAGCCAAAGCAACGUUAUGGAUGUAAAAAACAGCUCCUUGAUGGAAAAAACCCAGACUUGAUGUUGAAAACUGAAGAUGUUCAAGAAUACUUUAGUCAAUGCAGACAGAAGCAUCUUGCUUUUACGUCUUCCAAUGUAUACUUCCAUUUGAAUGAGAAAUGUGUAAAAAGGAAGUAUGGGUUAUUUGAUCAGCAGAAGUUCACUGUUCCAAAAAAUGUGCCAAUACACUUAAAUAGCACCCAGUUCACAAUGCUCAAAAGCAUAAAUAUCAUUCAAGAUGGAGAUGAUAUGAAAUACAAAAAUAAAACUGAGGAAUAUGAUUUUAAACAUGCAAAGCCAAAGCAUAGCAGUUAGCGUAAUGCUAUUACAGCGCCAGUGACCUGGGUUCAAUUCCCACUGCUGCCUAUAAGGAAUUUGUGCGUUCUCCCUGGGUCUGUAUGGGUUUCCUCUAAGUGCUCUGGUUUCCUCCCACAUUCCAAAGAUGGGUUAGGAAGUUGUGGGCAUGCUAUGUUGGCGCUGGAAGCGUGGCGACACUUGCGGGCUGCCCCCAGCACAUUCUUAGCAAUGCAAAAAGAUGUAUUUCACUGUGUGCUUCAAUGUAUAUGUGACUAAUAAAUAAAUAUCUCUUAUCUUAUAUCUGAAGAAGGAGAGGUUUCUCCAA